AAGAGCUGAUGAAUACCAUCAACCAAUAGAAAACGAGCACUAAAACAUCACGAUCCGACUCGCCAUUCCAACAACCCCAUCUCGACCGUCAAACCGAGCCACAGAAAACACAACGGAACCAAUCCUCGGCUGUACGAUUCUCUCUCCUCAAUCGAACUCGAUCGAACCAGAAUAAAAAGUCAAAUCCUAGCCGCCCAAGUACAAACCCACGGACCCCUAUAUAAAUAAGAUUCACAUAUCCUUCUCCUACGUCCCUCUGCGCCAGCACAUUUGUCUUGUCUUUCUUCCUUUGUUUCUUGAGAAAUACUGCUACUUUCCUCGCUCUCGCACGCGAUCUCGUUUCUCCCGAUUCGAUGGCUCGUACCAAGCAAACUGCUCGUAAGUCUACAGGAGGCAAGGCGCCAAGGAAGCAGCUUGCGACCAAGGCUGCUCGUAAGUCUGCCCCAACUACUGGAGGAGUGAAGAAGCCCCACAGAUACAGGCCUGGAACUGUUGCUCUUCGUGAAAUCCGCAAGUAUCAGAAGAGUACUGAACUCCUAAUCAGGAAGCUACCUUUCCAGAGGCUUGUUCGUGAGAUUGCUCAAGACUUCAAGACUGACCUGAGGUUCCAGAGCCAUGCAGUCUUGGCACUGCAGGAGGCAGCAGAGGCAUACCUUGUUGGGUUGUUUGAAGACACUAAUCUCUGUGCAAUUCACGCCAAGCGUGUCACUAUUAUGCCCAAGGAUAUUCAGCUUGCCAGGAGAAUUAGGGGUGAGAGGGCUUAAUUGGGCACUGAUUGUUGACGAAGAUGGCAACCCUUAGAUGUUUUAGGCACUGUCUAUUUUACUAGAAGUAUAUUUUGUUUGUUAUUUCCUUCUUGUGGAUGAUUGAUAGAUAUUAAUGUGAUGGUAUUAUGGUUGUGGAUUAA
This is a messenger RNA of Rhododendron vialii, 907 nucleotides long. Its product is annotated as histone H3.3. The record is from RefSeq and is a predicted model, not a curated record. Lineage: Eukaryota; Viridiplantae; Streptophyta; Magnoliopsida; Ericales; Ericaceae. Gene Ontology annotation, cellular component: nucleosome. Bases 354 to 764 code for a protein of 136 amino acids. The transcript is spliced from 5 exons. Gene Ontology annotation, molecular function: protein heterodimerization activity; DNA binding; structural constituent of chromatin.